UUUGCUGACAUUUUCACAAAACGUCACGAGGCUGUGAUAGAUUUUAUUAAAACAUAAGAUAAUAUUUGUUGUAGAUGUAUGAUAUAUUUUCAUAUAUUUUGUAUACUUAUCAGGUUAUCAAACACAAGUCUUAUAAUCCUAUAUUUUAUGAUUAACAUUAUUCACUCCAAUUUGAAGAGUUUUUCCGAAAUCUACAUGUACCUUAGCAUGCUUCAAAACAAGAGUUUUCACGAAAUUUAACAUAUACCUCCAUACAUAAACUCUUAUCACGAUGAAGCUGUGCUACUUAGAGAAUAUACUCCCAUUGAAACGAAGCAGACUUUUUACAGACGAAAAUGGGGAAAUUGUGAGAGUAAUGACAGAAAAAUCGCCAGCACAUUGCAUUCUGAAAAUCAAUUCAUUCUCUAUGUUUCAAGCUGUGAAUGGAACAGAAUUUAGCGUUGGGGGCUAUACAUGGGUGCUGUCUGUUAGUCUUUCUAAAGGGAACAAGAAAGAAAAAGGAGAUCACCUCUCAGUUUAUGUGACAUUGGUUGAUAAACUUGCACCUGGUAGCUUUGUCGAUGUGGUGCUUCGAUUUUUUGUUUAUGAUCAUCUAAGGGAUGCCUAUCUCUCAGUCUUAGAUGUAAGAGAGAAGCGAUACCAUGCUUUGAGAGAUAAAUGGGGAGUUCCUAAAUUUCUCCCGAUUUCCACAUUCAAAAAAAAGGAUUAUGGGUUUUUGGUUGAUGAUUGUUGUGUAUUUGGUGCCGAGGUUCUUGUCAUAAACAACCAGCAGGUUAAGAUAUCUACUAUGUCGAUUGUGGGAGAAAAUUGUGACAAAUAUACCUGGAGAAUUGAGAGCUUCCAAUCACUGAGUGAUCGGUUAUGUUCUCCAGAAAUUUGUUUUAAUGGCUGGUCAUGGAAAUUGGAUUUACGUCCAAAAGGGGACUCGUCUGUGAAGGGAGAAUACGUCUCAUUGUUUCUGCAUCUAGAAAAUAGCUCGAAACUAACUCAUGGUAACAAACUGUUUGUUAAAUAUAUUCUUCGCGUAAAAAAUCAACGCCAAGGACAAGACUGCCAAGAACUCGUUCAUCAAUGGUUUUCUGCAAGUGCGAAAAGCUGGGGGUUCAAAAGCUUUAUUUCUCUCAAAGUUCUAAAUGAUCCUUGGAAGGGCUACUUAGUAAACAAUACUAUAGUUAUUCAACUUCAUAUUCAGAAGAUGAUUUUGCUGAGAGAUGUCGAGUCUGAUGUCAACUAGAUAGGAGUAAGGAGAGCGUUAAGGAUGUCUAACAAGAAACAAUUCCGCGAUUUUCCUUGUUCUUCAUACCAUGAGAAAUGGUUCAUUAGUGUAAUUUGCAACAAUUGGUCUUGUAUGUACCCGGUAUACAAUAAAUUAUUGUAGACCUAAAAUUUGACACUUUCAAAUAAUAUAAUCACAUUGUGGAUGAUAUAAUCACUUUUUUA
Molecule: messenger RNA, 1440 nt
Organism: Chenopodium quinoa (quinoa)
Lineage: Eukaryota; Viridiplantae; Streptophyta; Magnoliopsida; Caryophyllales; Amaranthaceae
Exons: 6
Coding region: 272-1234 (320 amino acids)
Molecular function (GO): protein binding
Source: RefSeq, a predicted model, not a curated record